ACCGGCGGUAUCCUCUCUCGUUCCAGGAGUACCCCUCCUCCGAGCUUUCGGAGGGUCAAAUCGCGGAGGAGGAUCCCGCUCGAGAGGAGGUGGGGAAAAAUCUGAAAAUCUCUAAGUCGCGUCCAGGUGAGGGGGGAGAAAAGCCGCGCGGACCCCGACCUGUCCAAUGGUCCUUGUAUCGCGUUUCCCGGAAGAGGCGUGGGGGGUGGGGCGGGGUGGGGCGCGCGUACGCGGCCAGGAGUUAUGAAUGGGCCGUCUCGGGGGGGUGUCGGCGCGGCAGAGAGGGGUGCGGGCCGGGGUGGGGCCAAAGCGGGGUGCGGGCCACGUGCUUCUCGUCGGCUCUUACAAUCGUAUAUAGGCACCGCUCGGGCGAGCGCCUAGUACCGUACACACAGUCGCUCCGAGCGCACGGGAGACGGACGGAAGAGAGUCCACCUUCCACCUCUCCGUUCCUUCCGCGAGGCGCUCUCGGCCGGCGCGUAACCGGCGCGACGAGGAAAGAGCUAGGCCGUUCACGGCGAGCGGGAGAGAGAGGGAGAGAGCGGGCCGCGGCACCACGCGGGCGCUCGCACCCCGUCCUCAGUCACCUUCUGACACUCGGCCGGGAACGACCUCCGAGGGUCGCAUCGCGCAUCGGGAGGAACCCGCAUCGCGAGGAGGAGACCCGCGACCUCCUCCGCGGCUACCGGCACGAGGGGCACCCUCGCCGCGGGGUAUAUAAGGCCGCUCCGCGGUGUGCCGGGACCAGUGACAAGUGGAUCGGCCACGUGCUCGGACCUCGCCGACGAGGUGGUGCGGUGACCCAGUGACCAGCGACGACCUCGACCCCCGACCGCCGGGAUGGCCGGCCGGAGCGAGGACCCACUCGUGACCAUGGAGGCCAUUCUUGCGCGGGACCAGCGCACCACCGCGCACCACCGCGUCUCCGAAAGGAGGCCCGACCGAUCCGCCGGCCCCGCCCCCGCCCCCGCACCCAGGACCCAGACCUGCGCGCGCAACCGCAGGACCGACUUCGUCGCGGUCACCGGCUGUGAUCCUACCCUCGCGAGACGGAGCCCCGUCUCCGGCAUCAGGGGCAUCGCCGCAUGCAGCAACAGCAACACGUGGCUCAGGCUAGGCAGUCUCCUGGUGACAUUGCUGGUUGUGUCGGUGCGCGGCGCCCCGACGAUGACGCUCGAGGACAGACGACUCAGUUCACCCCCGAAGUGGGUGAACCCCUGCGGCCUUGCCGCCGAGGACUUCGACGGCGACCUGGACGUGGUCCAGCUGAGGGACGAGCAGCUCCUCACGCAGGUCGUCGUCCAGGCGAAGACGGCGCUGAUGCACGCCCAGCUCUUUCGCGACGAUUACAUCAAGCGGACGUUUAACAUUGACUUUGCCGAUCUGCACUCGACGUGGAAGGACAACCACUACGACUGGUUGCCGGGUCCUAAGGAGAUUCCCAAGCAGCUCGGCGAACAGCUGGACAAGGAGUUCCUCGGCAAGUUGGAGCUCGACACGGCGCUGUUGGACGCGUACGAGUACAUGCAGAGGUACGCGGUGGGCCUGGAACAGAUCGUCUGGGACCAGGAGGACCAUCGCCUCGAGUUUCGCAAGCAGUUCAAGGACACCGAGUUCAAGCUGCGAACGUCCUUUCGCCUCUCGUUGCAGGUGCUCUGCGAGCUGCAGGUCGCCCUGGUGGAGCGUGGGGUGACGCCGCGGCCCGACGUGACCCGGGACGCGAUGUCCAGCGAGUACCGGGCGAUGUCGGAGUCCGCGACCUACCGGAACCUGCGAGACUGGCUGAUCUUCCGGGACUACAUGAACGGUCUGGAGUACGUAGUGCAGGUGUUCGAGCACCUGCGCCGAGGCCUGGAGUCCUGAGGGCGGCAAGGCGGAAGCCGGCGCAGGACAACCAGGCGACGACUCGCCCACCUGAGGAAGCCGGAGCCCCGACUGGAGGCCCUCCUAGCCUGAGGAAAAAUAAGCCCCAAGGGCCAUCCCCCAGGAGGCGACCCCCCGGAGACGCGUCCGUCGAGGAGCCGACGCCGUCCGGAAGGGGGGUUGACGGAGGGGGGCCGAGGGCCCACAGAUUCGGGGAGCAGCGCGAGGAAGAGAGUCGUUCGCCGAGGAGCCCCACACCUGCCGCAGGCUUUCGCCGCCCAAUUUCCGCACCUGCGGCCGCGACCACUUCCCGCGGCCCAGGUGCACCCCGGUGCACCCGAUGCACCCGAUGCACCGUCAAGGAGGAGGAGCGAGAUCGACGUGGGAAGUGGACGUUGAGGACACCCUGGAGGACCCGCGUCCAGGACGGGACCCCUGCCUGGAAGAGGACCGAGACCUAGUGGACCGACCCCCACUGGUUGGAACCCACCUGGCCGACGUAUAGUGCAGGCUCCUGGACGCCCGCGGUCCAGGACGCGGCCGGGACGGGAUGCAGCGGGACUCUGAGUGCACCAGGACACAGUGCACCUGACUCAGGAUCGCACGAACACACCCCGGUAUCUUCGGAGCUGCGACGGACGCUCUGCAUGCCGUACUCGGAUUAGUCGUGCUUCGUCGUCCUUUAUCCUAUCGAUAGGACCUUUUAAUUUCCCCCUUUCUCUCUCUCGACUUUCCCACUUUCUCAACAUUUUCCCGACGAGUGCGAGUCGAGAUAAGAAUCCCGGAGGAAGGACGAGCCCAGGGACGAGCGGAAUUGGGGUAGGUCCUUGGUCUCUGAUCAUUUUGAUAUCUUCCCUCGACUUGGAAGACCCGGACCAGGAUUUCGCUCGUCGCUGGAUGGACCUUGAAGACCUCCUUUGAGGUUCCCUCCCAGGAUGUGGCUUCUAAGGACGAGGGACGGGGAGGAUGGCGACGACCCUAGGUCGCGUUGACGAUGAACACCGAACUAUAUCGCACGAUGUUGAUUAGAAUCCGGGAACAGGGAAGAGGAGCGAGUUCUUCGAUGACAGGUGGAGUGGGAUCGAUCGUUCCUUCCAUCGAUCAAUAAUCAGCGAUAUUUCGAUCGAUGGGGGGGGGGAUCCGAGGCCCAUUCCGCACCUCCCAAUGGCCCACUUGGACUUCGAGGUUACUGUCUGGGGAAUGAUCCCGAAUUACCCUCCACCCUCGUCCUAGUUGCACCCCUGGUCACCUCCAGGUCCCCACGUCCCGGAAAGUGCCACGUCCUGGGGAACCGUCUGUACUUUUUAUUUCCCCCCGUCAUUUUAUACGCGAACUAUGGAAAUAGAUAGAGAGAGAACCGGAGGGCGCGUGUAUGUAGGAGCGAGUGAGAGAGUGAAAAUCGGCGAGCUUUCCCGCCGAGAGUUAGAGAAGAGAGACGCAGAAGGCAGAGCCCCUGAAGAGGAGAAGACGUCACGACGCGUUGUCGUACGUGAACGAGAAUUUUUCUCGGGGUACCAGACGACCCCGGUGAACGAGAAUCUAGGUGAAAAUUACGCAGUAUUCGCCCCCCUCCCGCCCCCGAAAUUAUCGGGGGCGAAGGGGGGCUCGAGGGUGCGAGGAGGUACACGCACGUCGCCUGUUUAAGAAACGUACGAGAAUCUUUCGAGAGAUCCCUACCCCCCCCAAUCUCUCUCCUAUAAUGCGAUAUUUAUUAAUUAACUAUAUAAUAUUAUAUUCGUAUUUAUUCAGAUUAUUUAUUUUAUUUUUGUAAAGAUUUUACACACACGCGCGAGCUAUAUUUAAAAGGAAAGGAAAAAUGGAUACGUUGACGCCGUCACUGGGGGGAUUGCCUCCCCCCUCGGGAUGCGACGACGAAAACCCCGCAAAAUCAACCCGAAGAGCUAAUGGCGUCUUCGGGGGAUGCACUUUGCUGCUGCACUUUACCCCGAUAACGUCCCAUGGAUUUUUGACAAUUUUAUUUUUUAAUCAUUUCUUUGGACCUUACAGAGGGACCUCGCGUCGCCUCUUCCCUCGUUCUCGUUCAGCUCACCUAGCAUGAGAACUAGUCAUUUUUAGAAUUUAAAAAUUUUAGAAUUUUAGAACUAGAAUUUUAGAUUUUGGAUUUUUUAAUUUUUAUCCCAAAAUUGGCAGACGCCCCCGCGAUUCACUUCCCUAGGGAUAAAUGAACGAAACUCGGUCGAAUUUACCGGAUUUCAUUUCACCGGUUUGAAUUAAUUUCAUUGAUUCUUAAUCACUGACUACGCGCAUUUUUUAUUACUUACUUUUUAAUUUCAUUUACGUGGGUGUCUGCCGUUGUUAAAUGUCGGAAAAAAAUGGAAAAUGCAGCAGCGAGUGGAUCCCGCUCGCCGAUCGCGAUGUUCCUAUUUAAUAACCGGAUCGACCUAUCCGUCCGCGAGGAUGGACGCCCUCGGCGUUAAUUGUAAAUUGUCAAUUGUCAAUUGUCAUUUGUCACUUCCUGCGAUCGCUCGUUGGCGCGUUUGCAACGACCCAGGGGCUCGAUUCUCGAGUUGAUACGGAUUCUCGUUGGCGUACCAAUAGAUCCGCAUGAAAACGUUUCGCCAUUGUCGCAAGUCGCGUGCAUCGUUCAACAUUUGAAUGUCGCGUAGGAGAAUGGUCAAUUUGAAAAGUUGAUGGGACGAACUCGAGAAUCGGGUCUCGGGACGUCCCGCGAAGAGAGAAGGAAAUGGCGCCUCCACCGUGGCGAGUCGACUGGGCCCUGACCCGUGAGGACACGACGCGGACCACGACACCGGGUGAUCGUUUCACAUCGUCUAAUGAGAUAAUUAACGAAGGGUUAAACGGCUCUUCAGGGCCUUCGGAAAUAUUCGAAGAUCAGUCGACUCGCGGCAGUGCGAGGGCCGGUCCAGUUUCGAGCCUUGGGGUCAAGAGGCGAUUCCCUGUCCCACCUUGCACGACACGCCAUGUCGACGUCACUUAGAGAUGCAUUGUACAUAGACAGAUCCGAUGAUAUAGAAGAUAAAAUAUUAUAUAUGUGGA
Orussus abietinus is the source of this 4881-nucleotide messenger RNA. RefSeq lists its product as uncharacterized. The coding region runs from base 841 to 1863 and encodes 340 amino acids. The record is from RefSeq and is a predicted model, not a curated record. Lineage: Eukaryota; Metazoa; Arthropoda; Insecta; Hymenoptera; Orussidae. The transcript is spliced from 5 exons.